Echinops telfairi (small Madagascar hedgehog) is the source of this 597-nucleotide messenger RNA. It is a transcript of the gene PIGP, whose product is annotated as phosphatidylinositol glycan anchor biosynthesis class P. Gene Ontology annotation, biological process: GPI anchor biosynthetic process. Gene Ontology annotation, molecular function: phosphatidylinositol N-acetylglucosaminyltransferase activity. Bases 142 to 546 code for a protein of 134 amino acids. The record is from RefSeq and is a predicted model, not a curated record. The transcript is spliced from 5 exons. Lineage: Eukaryota; Metazoa; Chordata; Mammalia; Afrosoricida; Tenrecidae.
GCUGGGGCCGCCGCCGCCGCUCCUCUGCAGUUGCUUCGAUUUUUCUCUCGCUCCCCAACAAGCGGCGCUUGCGCAAAGGACUCAGCGCUGAGGUGGCCGAGUUAGCGGGAGGAGCCCAGAUUGUCUAAAGCCACAGGGAAGAUGGUGGAAAAUUCACCGUCGCCAUUGCCAGAAAGAGCGAUUUAUGGCUUUGUUCUUUUCUUAAGCUCCCAAUUUGGCUUCAUGCUGUACCUUGUAUGGGCUUUUAUUCCAGAAUCUUGGCUAAAUUCCAUAGGUUUAACCUACUGGCCGCAAAAAUACUGGGCAGUCGCAUUACCGGUAUACCUCCUUAUUACAAUAGUAAUUGGGUAUGUCCUCUUAUUUGGCAUUAACAUGAUGAGCACCUCUCCGCUGGACUCCAUUCACACAAUCACAGAUAGCUAUGCUAAAAACCAACAGCAGAAGAAGUACCAGGAAGAAGCCAUUCCAGCAUUAAGAGAUAUUUCUAUUAGUGAAGUAAAUCAUAUGUUCUUCCUUGCAGCCAAAGAACUUUAUACCAAAAAUUGAACCAUAUGAAAACAUACUAACACCAAGUUUUAAUAAAUUUUUGACAUCAUA